This is a messenger RNA of Pseudophryne corroboree (corroboree frog), 4994 nucleotides long. RefSeq names its product transmembrane and coiled-coil domains 3 (gene SLC9D1). Gene Ontology annotation, cellular component: membrane. Bases 388 to 2406 code for a protein of 672 amino acids. Gene Ontology annotation, biological process: proton transmembrane transport; potassium ion transmembrane transport. The transcript is spliced from 13 exons. The record is from RefSeq and is a predicted model, not a curated record. NCBI's taxonomy places the organism in Eukaryota, Metazoa, Chordata, Amphibia, Anura, Myobatrachidae. Gene Ontology annotation, molecular function: potassium:proton antiporter activity.
UGCUGCUGUCACUUUCCCCUCUGUCUGCAGGCGCGGACCGCGGUCCUCUAAGACUCGCCAGUUUACAGCUUGCCGGUAACACAGGCCUGUGCGGGAGUCACAUGUAGCAACCGCUGCGUGACACCGGCGUCAUUGCGUGACUACACUUCCCAUAACCCCCCGCGCCUGGCGCGCUCUGAUGACCGCGGCCGGGGAGGAUGUUGUGAUGUGUGAGGUGCACGGGUGUGAGUGCUGUUGCGAGCAGCGCUGUCGUCGCUUGGUGACGCUGGCAGUGCCCGGGGAGAUGAGGAACCUGGGCCGGCGCUGCAGACAUUCAAGCCAUGUGCACCAGAAACAGUGAACCAGCUGAAGAGUUUGUCGUAACAUAACUUGUAACUUGAAGCAGCCAUGAAGUUCUACAUUCUGUGGAUGAUUUUACAACUGUUUUACCACGUAACGUUUGCCGCAGAGCAUGAAGGUGUAGCUAAGCAUGCCAUCAAGCUACAUCGAGGCAAGGGAGCCACAGCCAGCCAAAGAAAGGAGUGGUUGGUGAAUAACUGCCGAAAACUGUCUGGUCUCAUUCACCAGAAAAAUGUAGUGCUAAACAAGCUGAAAAAUGCAAUCAAAGCAGUGGAGAAAGACCCAAGUCUGUCUCCAGAAGAGAAACUGUUUCAGGUGCACACGUUUGAAAUCUUCCAAAAGGAACUGAAUGAGAGUGAGAACUCUGUGUUUCAGGCAGUUCAUGGGCUGCGCAGAGCUUUGCAGGGAGAUUACAAAGAUGUUGUGAACAUGAAGGAAAGUAGUAGGCAGAGGCUGGAAGCUUUAAGGGAAGCUGCCAUCAAGGAAGAACAGGAAUAUGUAGAACUUCUGGCAGCGGAAAAACAUCAGGUUGAAGCCCUGAAGAUUAUGCAGCACCAGAAUAAAAGCCUCUCUAUGCUUGAUGAGAUCCUUGAAGAUGUCCGGAAAGCUGCUGAUAGGCUAGAGGAAGAAAUAGAAGACCACGCAUUUGAUGACAACAAGUCUGUUCGUGGUGUAAAUGUUGAGGCAGUCCUGCGAGUGGAGGAAGAUGAAGUAAAAAGAAAUACAUCCCAUCACCAAGUAGAGGAUGACUUGGGGCUCAGCAUGCUUAUUGACUCUCAAAAUAACCAGUACAUAUUGACCAAGCCCAGAGAUUCCACCAUGCCCCGUGCUGACCACCACUUUAUCAAGGACAUUGUGACUAUUGUUAUGCUGUCUUUGCCUUGUGGAUGGGCAUGUUCUAUGAUAGGACUGCCAACUAUGUUUGGAUAUAUCAUCUGUGGUGUUCUUUUAGGACCAUCUGGAUUAAACAGCAUCAAGUCAAUUGUUCAAGUGGAAACUCUGGGGGAGUUUGGUGUCUUUUUUACGCUCUUUCUUGUUGGUUUGGAGUUUUCCCCAGAAAAACUGAGAAAGGUGUGGAAAAUAGCAGUGCAAGGCCCAUGCUUUAUGACAAUUCUAAUGAUUGCAUUUGGCUUGCUGUGGGGCCACUUCCUGCAAAUCAAACCUACUCAAAGUGUCUUCAUUUCAACGUGUUUGUCUUUGUCCAGCACACCCUUGGUAUCCAGGUUCCUUGGAGGCGGGUCUCGUGGAGAUAAAGAUGGUGACCUUGACUAUAGUAGUGUUCUACUUGGCAUGCUUGUGAUGCAGGACGUCCAGCUUAGCUUGUUCAUUGCUGCUAUGCCAACUCUUAUUCAAGCAGGAGGGAGCACUUACUCCAGUGUUGUGUUGGAGAUUUUCCGAAUUCUGAUACUGACUGGACAAAUACUUUUUUCAUUGGUUGCGGUCUUUCUUAUCUGUCUUAUUAUGAAAACCUAUCUCAUUGGACCGUAUUAUCGAAAGCUACAUACUGAAAGUAAAGGAAAUAAAGAAAUUCUUGUCAUGGGAAUAUCUGCAUUUGUUUUUCUUAUGCUGACACUAACAGAAUUACUGGAUGUGUCGAUGGAGCUGGGGUGUUUUCUAGCUGGAGCUCUUAUUUCUUCCCAAGGACACAUGGUCACAGAGGAGAUUAUGUCAUGCAUUGAGCCAAUACGAGACUUCCUGGCUAUCAUUUUCUUUGCAUCUAUAGGGCUUCAUGUAUUUCCAACCUUUGUAAUGUAUGAGUUAACUAUUCUUUUGUCCUUGACGUUGACACUGGUCAUAAUGAAGUUUGUUUUGGCAGUGCUGGUACUAUCUUUGAUUUUGCCUAAAAGCAGCCAGUACAUUAAGUGGAUUGUGUCUGCUGGUCUAGCUCAAGUCAGUGAGUUCUCAUUUGUUUUAGGCAGCAGAGCCCGCAGGUCUGGGAUAAUUUCCCGCGAGGUCUACCUCCUUAUUUUGAGCGUGACAACCUUAAGCCUUCUUCUGGCACCUGCCCUGUGGAAAGUAGCUAUCACCAAAUGUGUUCCAAGACCAGACAAACGAUUGAGCACUUGAGACAAACUGGGACUGCUGGUCAACUUAUUUUACAGGCUUUUUCUCCAGUGUUCCUUUGAACCAUGGACUUCACAGACAACAGUGUACCCCUUUGCUACAGGAAAGUUCUAGAUAGCAAAGCUGGUUUGGGACUCCUUUAGAAAAAUUACUGGAAAUCUCACAAUUUUCAGUCUUGGCCAUGCUCCAUUUUACCUAAUCUCCAAAUAUGUACAAUUACUUCCUGGAGAUAACCUUGAAUAGUUUUCUUCCUAUGUGCCUUUUUAAUCUAAAUCUUGUUUUAAUUAUUUUUGUUAAAAACAGUCUUUAAAAGUAUUUUUAUUGCACAUCUAAGUACUGUUUGGCAGGACUGAUGGAUCAGAGUGCAGGUAGAUGAAUCAUGUAACAUAGAGCAGUUUACAGGAGUGGCUUGAUCUCUGUUUAAAUGAAAGGUAAGCUCAAUGUUAUGUUUGAGGCGGGUGUACAAUGAGUGGCCGGCGCUCUGGAUCCUGGCGCCCAGCAUACCGCAGCAGGGCGAGCGCAAAGGAGCUCCUUGCGGGCUCGCUGCACUCGCCACGCUGCAGGCACGGUGGGCUAUUUAUUCUCCCACCAGGGGUGUCAUGGACAACCCAAGAGAGAGAUUAGGUGUUGGUAUACCGGGGAUCCCGACAGCCGGUAUAUCGAGUGCCUCCCGUUAGAGGCAUACUAUAGCUCAAAUCUUAAAAAAGGCACUGAGUUUACUCAGACAGAGCAGUGAAUUAUCUGCAAUUAUCUAAUGUGUAUGUCUGCAAAUUCUACUGUUCCAGUUAAAUAUUUUAUGUGAAGGGCAGUUACAUACUGGAUAUAUAUUUCUGCUAGUUUAAGGUUUUAUUUUUGUGGCCUAAAAAUGGGCAAUACUUUUUACCUAUAAAUGAUUAAACACUUGGACAAACACUGCAAAUACUUUAUUUACAAGUAUGGGAUGCAUUUUCCAAAAACUCAGUAUCUAUAAAUACUAAAAAUGAGAAACAAUAAAAGGAGCAAAUAAAUGCUAUAAAAGGGAAGAUAUUGCACUGAAGUCUAUUUCAAGGAAGAGUUAUUUAUACACAGGAAUGCCAGUUGCUGUGUGUCCAAUGGAGCAAUUCAAUUGUUGGCUCCUGUCAGGCGCGAACAGCUGCAGGCAUCGACAUUUCAGCUCGCACCUUAGGGUAGUGGCAAGCUGAAAUGUGCGAAAAGUGACCCGUUUGGGUGCCCAAAUGGCACUUUAUGCGCUGUACCCAUUUGUGUAGUCGUGUUUAGCCCUUUUACGCAGCGGUCUUUUAGGGUGCGAUAAAAUAAUUAACUAUCUCUCCCCUGAUCUCCCGUCACGUUAGACGGGAGGUUGGGCGUGAUAAAACAAUUGAAUAUUGCCCCAAGAGUCACUGUGGGGAGCACUGUUUAAUAAGGCAGGGAUGGUCAUAGGAGCAAUGGGGCAGAUGUAAGAACGUGCGCUAUGUGCACAUAGCACACGUUAUAUCCAGCUGUUACCGCUUUUCCUAAAUUUAUGAAUGGUGAUUUACCGCCUGCUUAUCGGGCGUGCAUAGCGGCAUUUCUAUUAGCGAAUAUGCCGUAUGCCUCAUUUAUGGAGCCGCUGCCGUCUAUGGCAACCCGCUGCUGUACCUUAUGUAUCAACAGGGACAUUGCGUUUAUCGAUUCGUUAUGUCUCCCUGCUCUCUUCGUCUCCUCCCAGCUGGCUUUGCUUGUUUUCUAUCCGCUGCUCCAGCCAAACGGGUGUCCCUGCGCCUCGUCAGCAUCGGCGUCCCUGAGGAUCCAGAUCGCAUGCGAGGGGAGACAGUCACAGAGACCACUGGGAAGGAGACCUUCUGCGCAUGCACGGGAGGAGAGCCAAUGCACAAGCAUCUGCGCUAUGAGGGGAGACUACACUUUACCAGGGGCAAGACAUAGCACAUCGCUAUGAGGUGAGGCCAAGCGGACAUGCAUUAAGGUGGUAUGUGACAGCAGAUCACCACGAAAAAGCGGUGAAGUGUAAAAGCAGGAAUACCGAACUUUAAGGGACUAAUAAUACAUCUGCCCCAAUGUGUGAAAUGACAAUGUUUCCAGAUAAGGGCUUUUUCCUUAUAUGGAUGCUGAACCUUAAAAUAUACCUAACUGUUUUUAAAUCUACACCUAAUCCCCAUACUUUUUUUGUCAUUCUUUGUAGAAAACUUUUCUGUUUGCACAUAUUUAUACCAGCAGUGCUGUUGGUAUGUUAUAGUACUGUCUAUUUACCCAUUCCAGUUUCACAGGCACCUUAUGGAACAAUAGAAUGGUAUUAUUUCAGAGAACACUAAUGCUCUAUUGAAUGCUGCUAUUCAUUAAUCCUCAUAAUACAAUGAUAAUAAUUUGUCUUUAAUAAUGGUUAAUGAUAUUUGAGGGUGUAAAAAGGACCAAUGUUGGGUGUUAUUUUCCUUCCAUAACUGUCACAUUAUCUUACCUAGUUUGGCACUAGCCUUGGUGUUUUGCUAUACAUGUAUUGUCCAUGACUGUUAAAUAUUUGCCUCAGGUGGAUUGGAUUACAUGGUAUAGGUGUAAUAAACAGUGGAAAUACAAUAUUGCUUUAUAAGUAAAAUAAAAUAUGCAUUUGAAGGAUAAAA